CGAGUCUUCGCGCUUUUGCAUACAGUGUUUGGUAGUCACUAUAUAAUCUAAAUGUAAAUAUAUUAAGUGUUUGUGUAAAUUCUGUAAGUGGCCAUGUAAAACCGUCGGCUUCGGUUCAAGGUUUUUAAAAGUUACGUGCUACUGCGGAGGUGCUAACACAAAGGUUCCCCGCCAUCACGUAGUCGAAGCAGCUGACUUUAGUGUAACUUUUUUAUCACAUAGUUCUCUAUUUCUUAUAAUAUCUUAUCGAUUCGUAUAUUUUUGGUUUCGUUUUACAUUUGUGUUUGUGGCAAUUGUUUCAAUUAUCAAUUAUCGGAUAAAGAAACGGAGAUAAAUCGAUAAUAUGACGAAUUACUGGAUCUUCUACAUAUGUUAAAAUGAAGACUCAGAGUCGUUUAGACAAAAAAACAAAUAAUAAACUAAAAAUCAAAGAUGGACCUAAAAGUGAUCAAAAAGUUAUAAAGCAAGAGAGUCGAGGAACGCGGUCACCAAAGUCAACACGACGUGAAAACGGAAAGCGAUCUGGAUUGGAAGCUGUGAAGUUACAUCUUGAAGCUACGGGAAAAACUGGUAGAACAUCGAGGUCAGCAACUACGGUCCGCAAAACAAGCCUUCGAAUGACUGCAAUAAAAGAAUACCCAUUCGAUCUCAGUGAUCUGAAUAACCAGACAGAAUCACGGCCCACAGCUGGAAACGUGACUAACACCUUGCCCGUCUCAACCACCCCUGACGGUAAACGAAAAGUAUCCAUCAUGGCCAACGAAGGCAGCAAAGAUAGAGAAAACCUACCAUCAGAAAGGAAUGGCCGCGUAUCAGCUCAAGCAGAAGGGCCAUCGCGCCGCAAAAGUAAUCUUCAUAACGCCAUGGCAGCUGAAAUGGACACAUCAUGGGAACGACCAACACACAUUGAGGGCAGAUAUAAGAAGUACUCAACUACGUCAUCCGUUUAUUCGAAAAAGGCUCUAUCCCAUCAAAGCGAGCAUAUUGAAAGAUCUUGGUGGUACGCCUGUUGUCAGAAGUGUCACACAGAGGACACCGGAAUUCCUUCCUGGGAACCUCCACAUUGGCAAAAAAUAUGCCCCUACCCAUUAUGCCCAUCGUACAGACAUUUUGCUCAAAAUCUAUCGAUUCUUUUAAUCGGAAUAAUGGUAUGGGUAAUCGUAUGGAUAAUAUUAGGUGACACAGCCGCGCCUGGUGGGCAGUUAUUUAUGCUCGCUGUACUUACCAUCGCUGCACACUUUGGCGGCUGGUUGAUGGUAAAAGUUACCACACUGCCAGCACUUAUAGGAAUGCUCAUAGUGGGAAUAAUAUUAAAAAAUAUCGGUUUUGUCAACUUUGAUUCAGAUUAUCAACACGUUACUUCUUAUAUAAGGAAAAUCGCGUUGACAAUCAUUUUAACUAGAGCUGGUCUUGAUUUAGACCCCGUUGCUAUGAAAAAAUUCUUCAUUACUGUUAUAAAGUUGGCUUUGGUUCCGUGGAUUUUUGAAUGCGUACUUUGCGUUGUCAUGUGUCACUUUCUUCUUGGACUACCGUGGGAUUGGGCUUUUCUAUUAGGAUCCAUAUUUGCUGCUGUGUCUCCAGCAGUAAUCGUUCCAUGCUUAUUCCGUCUUCGUGAAAAAGGUUACGGAGUGUCUAAAGGAAUUCCGACUUUGGUGUUAGCUGUUUCCGGUAUAGAUGAUGCAGCCAGUGUGGCAGUAUUCGGCAUUAUAACAUCAACUAUGUUUUCAAAUGCUUCUCUUACAACAAGUCUUAUUCAAGGUCCGCUAAGUGUUGUCGCCGGAAUCGCAUUUGGUGUGUUAUGUGGCUACUUGGUAAAAUACAUUCCAGAAAGAAAUGAUGCAUUUUUAGUUCCCCUCCGAGUACUCCUACUACUUGUUGGUGGUCUGGUAAGCGUUCUUGGCUCUGAAGAAAUUGGUUGGGGAGGCAGUGGGCCAUUGGCUGUAAUAGCUUUUAGUUUCGUCGCAUGUAAGCAGUGGGUGGAUCAAGGUUGGGAACUCGAAGACAAUCCUGUGGCGACGGCCUUUGAAAUCUUUUGGAUGUUCUUUGAGCCCAUGCUCUUCUCUGUUACGGGUGCACAAAUAGUCAUUGCUGACUUACAACCUCAGUUAGUGUUAGUAGUCGCUGGGAUUGUCAUCACUUGUGUAGUAUUACGUGCUGCCUUAACCAGCGUCACUGCAGUACGAAGCAACCUUAAUAUGAAAGAAAAAAUCUUCGUCGGUCUAGCGUGGAUGGCUAAAGCUACAGUUCAGGCUGCUUUAGCGCCGGUUGCACUUGACGAAGUACGUAAAAUGACUGGUAGUGAGGAACAUAUAGAGCAGUUAGUAAAAUAUGCUGAAAUCGUAAUCAACGUCUGCAUCAUGUCAAUUGUCAUAACAGCACCUCUAGGAGCGAUUGUAAUAACAAUCACCGGUCCUAGAUUACUCUCUAAGACAACGAAGCCGCCUGUAUUAGAAGGCUGGAGACGUUCACACAGGCCAUCGAUUCGCGAUAUAUCUAUCAUAGAUGAGGAAGAGGUAGCUGAAAGGGAUGCAGAGGCGGAUGCCGAUGCACCCAAUUCACCCCCAGUGUCACCCGUACCAACGAUAUCUCCGAACGCAUAUAGCACACCAAACCCUAUCACUGUACAGCCAAAUCAUCGAACAUAGAUUGUUUUAAAACCUAACAGUGCAUUACUUUUUAAAAGUAAUGGUGUCCAAUUUUCAUAAUUUUUAUUUCAUGACGCUAAUUUAUUCAUAUACGAACUUAGUAGUCACAUUUUUUUUAUAUUAUAUAAGAGUGUUGUGAAACAUUGUAUGAUGAAUCUAUAUUCGUAAUAUAUAUUUUUCAGAAAUUAUUAAGAGCUUUUCGAAGGUUAUAAGUUUCGCAUAAAAUGAUGUAAAUAAUGGCGUUCGUAUUAGUUUGUAACAUUAAAUUAUACAACUUCAAGGAAAGUAAACUUAUUUAUAUAAAAUAUAUAGAUAUAGAUGAGGUAGUGUUACCACAUAUUGUAUUAUUUGAAUUCAAUUAAUAAUGUGGAAAAUGUAAUUGUAUAAUUAAUUUUAUUCUGUAGAUAUAAGAAAAAAAACAGUAUUGUGAUUAUAUACUAUUUAUGAUUAAGUUGUUAUGUAUUUCUGUAAGGUACAAAAUAAGUAGUAAAUAAAAAAAAUACUUCGAAUAGUUAUAAAUUAUAUAUUACAGAGUGCAAGUUAUUUGUUACAAGAGUAAUAUUGAAAUAACUUGACCUAUAAUAUAUUUGUAUAUGUUCAUAUUAUAAUAUAUUUUUAAUAAAAGACAAAAUCGUUGAAAUAAUGUAACUAUAUUUUUAUAUUUAUUUCGAUUAUAUUGAAGUCAUACUUAUUCCGAAUAAAGCACUCGACAUUGUUGUACUUACCUUAUUGUUUUUGAAUGGGACUACUUAAUGUAAGAUGUUUGAGAACCUGUAAGAUGAACGAUUAAUUUGAUAUAGGAGUGGUGUUAAACAGCAGUAAAUGUAUUAUAUUAGAAAUAAAAUAUCACGCAACAA
Molecule: messenger RNA, 3502 nt
Organism: Danaus plexippus (monarch butterfly)
Lineage: Eukaryota; Metazoa; Arthropoda; Insecta; Lepidoptera; Nymphalidae
Gene: Nha1
Product: sodium/hydrogen exchanger 9B2
Exons: 13
Coding region: 378-2645 (755 amino acids)
Biological process (GO): proton transmembrane transport
Cellular component (GO): membrane
Molecular function (GO): antiporter activity
Source: RefSeq, a predicted model, not a curated record